AUGCCCCUCAACAACAUAUUGGAGGUUGAGAUCUUCGAUGUAUGGGGAAUAGACUUCAUGGGACCCUUCCCUCCUUCCUAUGGCAACAAAUACAUCUUGGUUGCGGUUGAUUACGUCUCCAAGUGGGUUGAGGCUAUUGCCCUUCCUAUUGAUGAUGCUCGGGUGGUCAUUGCAUUCUUGAAAAGAAACAUAUUCGUUCGAUAUGGCGUACCGCGAGCAAUCAGAAGUGACGGAGGAACCCACUUUGACAACAGACAAGUGGAAUACGUACUGGCUAAAUGCGGCAUGAAGCAUAAGAUUGCCACACCAUAUCAUCUGCAAACAAGUGGUCAAGUGGAAAUUUCCAACCGAGAGAUGAAACGUAUCUUGGAGAAAACAGUGGGAAGCUCCAGAAAAGAUUGGUCCAAGAAGCUUGAUGAUGCACUGUGGGCAUACAGGACUGGGAAUUCUUUGCUAAUGCUUAUAAGGAGAAACAAGGAGGAGGAUGCAUACGAUGCUGCACAUAGAGAGGCUAGCAUAGGUCCAGCUACUGAUGGCCAGGACGAUGAUGGCGAGGACACGGUCAUGCCACCAGCCAUAGUUCGUGAUUCAGAGGAUGAGAAGAUGGAUGAUUGA
Messenger RNA from Gastrolobium bilobum, 615 nucleotides. RefSeq lists its product as uncharacterized. Gene Ontology annotation, molecular function: nucleic acid binding. Lineage: Eukaryota; Viridiplantae; Streptophyta; Magnoliopsida; Fabales; Fabaceae. Gene Ontology annotation, biological process: DNA integration. The transcript has 2 exons. The record is from RefSeq and is a predicted model, not a curated record. The coding region runs from base 1 to 615 and encodes 204 amino acids.